UUGCCUAGCAACAGCGUAGUUUUGUUCUAGCUCUCGGAGUAAACUUUUGCCAAUUUUCUCAGACGAAAUGCCCAAGAAGAAAGACAAGAAAGGCGCCGACAAACAAGAUGAAAACAAGAAAACACCAAAAAAGGGGACUGCCGAUACUCCUGGAGGCAAAACUGCCUCUGACGACAGAGAAAAGGAAUUAUAUUUGAUUCAAAUACGGUAUUUGAACGAGCAAUUGGAGGGAUAUCAGCUGAAAUGUGAUCAACUGGAGACAGAAAAGCAGAGCUUGAGCUCUCAGUACAUCUCACUGGAGAAGGAGAAGAAAGACAGUGUUGAGUAUUUGAAACGCACUCUGCGGGAGAAGGAGGAAGCGGUGGACGAUCUGACAGAGCGCCUGGUGGGCCAGCAAGAGGCUGCAGAUCAGGACAGAGACACCCUGCAGCUGCAGAUCAGCCAGCUGAGGAAAGAGCUCCUAGACCAGAUCAAAGAACUCACUACUGACAACAUGACACUUGCUGGCAGGCUGGAUAGUCUGACUGAGUUUCAGAAGCAGAAGGAGCAGCUGAUGUCCACUGUGGAGUCUAUGGAGAAGCAGCUUACGAGCCAGGAGGAGGAACACAAAGCUGACAUCCACAGCCUGGAGAUGAAAGUGCUGCUAGAGAAGAGGAGGUUAGAGAAGGAGAUGGAGGGCCACGUUGCAGCCAUAGGGGCAGAUGUGCAGCACAGAGUGAACCAGAAGGUCCCAGAGACGACCAGGUUGGCCAUUCAGGAGAAUAUGGAGCUGAAGGCCCAGAUGGGUCAGCUGUCUGUGCACACACAUAUUGUGAUGGAGGAGAACUCUACUCUGCAGCAACGAAAGAGUACGCUAAGUAUGGAUGUGGAGAAUCUGGAGCAAAUGCUCAAGGAGACAUCCCGCCAGAGCUGCAUCCUCAAGAGGGUGGUGCAGCAGCUCACAGAAAAGUGUCAGCAGCAGCAAACCGAGCUGAAAGAGCGCAGUCAUGACCUCAAGCAGCUUCAGACUGAACACGUGGGAGUCCAGGCUGAGAUGCAGGCACUCAGACAGGACCAGAGGUCACUGACGGAGCAGUGCAGUAAAAACAGAGCUGAGCUGGGUAGGCUGGAAGCUGAGAAGCAGGAAGAGAGGAAGAAGAGGAGCAGGAUGGAGAGCAUCAUGAAAGAGGCAGCCAUCAUGCUCAGAGAAGCCUUGAUGGAGGCCUCUACUGAGCUGGACUCUGGGACGGACUCUGUGGUCCAGUGGCAGCAGCUGAUGCAGAAGGUGUUGAUGGUAUUAGAAAGUCCCAAACUCAACAACCGUGCUGCUGAGAGUGACCAACUGAAUGAGCUGCAGACAUCUGACUCCGCAGCAGUUAGAGCAGGGAUCCUGAAUCCAGCCAGGAGUUUCCAGUUUGAAUUUGCCCGCUACAGGCUGGGUGAUCUCGGCAUUGUACCCCGUCCCUCACCAAAGCACAAACACUUGAUCUCCAGCAGCACCAACAAGGCUCUGCACAGGAAGCCCUCCAGUCAGAAAACAGCCUGCUCUAUUAGCCCGACUGAUUCAGCUGUCGAAUCGCUUCCCUCCAGAAAAACAUUCACUAAACUCAAAUAGCUGCAACGGAAUAGCUCAGUGAAUAUGUAUUCUGUGCUUUAAUGAUCUCAGUGAAUAUUUCAGUUUUUUCUUGUAAAAUUUGCUUCAUUUUCUUGAAAGUCAGAAUAUCCAGCUCUAGUCUUGGAAACAAUUACUCUUUUUUUUAAACCAUCUCUUCUGCCUUUUUAACUGUGCUCAUAUUAAAAUAAUGUGACAUUUCACUUUACUGUUGCAAGAAAGUCAGGAGAGACAUUGAAGAAUCAUGGUACUGCUGUGAAGCAAACUCUACUGUACAUAACCUUUGGUAAUAAUCAGUGUUUCCUCUUGUUAUUCUAUCGUACACUUUGUUUAUGUCUGCUGGUUUGAAGAGAAAUUUGCCCAAGAUUUGUAUUUACAUUUAGAUUGAGAAAUAAACCAAGAUGCACAA
This is a messenger RNA of Labrus mixtus (cuckoo wrasse), 2000 nucleotides long. RefSeq names its product cilia and flagella associated protein 157 (gene cfap157). The record is from RefSeq and is a predicted model, not a curated record. NCBI's taxonomy places the organism in Eukaryota, Metazoa, Chordata, Actinopteri, Labriformes, Labridae. Gene Ontology annotation, molecular function: microtubule binding. The transcript is spliced from 9 exons. Gene Ontology annotation, cellular component: cilium; ciliary basal body. The coding region runs from base 68 to 1594 and encodes 508 amino acids.